Messenger RNA from Metopolophium dirhodum (rose-grain aphid), 2421 nucleotides. RefSeq names its product zinc finger MYM-type protein 1-like. The coding region runs from base 1 to 2421 and encodes 806 amino acids. The record is from RefSeq and is a predicted model, not a curated record. Gene Ontology annotation, molecular function: protein dimerization activity. The transcript has 3 exons. NCBI's taxonomy places the organism in Eukaryota, Metazoa, Arthropoda, Insecta, Hemiptera, Aphididae.
AUGAUCAAAUCAAAUCCUGAUAAUCCUGAUGAUCCUGCUAAUUUAUUACCGAUAUCCCAGUUAGAACGUAAAGAUAGGGUUGUUCGAGGCCCAUUUCAACCCAAACUUAAAUUGUAUCCACGAACAAAGUUUGGAGACAGAUUUCGGUGCUUUAAUAAAUCUUGGUAUGAAUUAUUCAAUUGGCUUGAGUACAGUGUGAAAUUAGACAGAGCUUUUUGUUUUCCCUGUCGGAUGUUCACUAAUUCUUCAGGAAUAAAUGCUGGCCAUACAGAUUCUGCAAAAGUUGGAUUUAAUAAUUGGAAAUUAGCUACAACUAAAUUUAAAGCACACCAAACUUCAAACACUCAUUUAAAUAGUAUAACUUCAUUAACAAACUUUUUGCAUUUAAAGCCAAUAGAUACAGUUUUAGAUGAAGAGAGAGAACAUAUACACAGUCAAAAAGAACAGCAAAGAUUAAAAAAUAGACAAAUCAUGCAACGCUUAAUUGAUAUAACUCUGUGUAUAGGUAUUGGUGGACGUUCAUUCCGAGGAAAAAAUGAAAAGGAAACUAGUUACAAUAAAGGUCUGUUCAAAGAUAUUGUUACACUUUUGGCCAAAUAUGAUCCUCUUCUUAAAUCUCACUUAGAAUUAGGUCCUAAACACGCGACCUACUGUAGUAAUAUAAUUCAAAAUGAUCUAAUUAUAUCAAUAAGUCAAGUACUAAAAAAUCAGUUAAAACAUAAAAUUGAAAAUAAAAAAAUAUCAAUUAUUGCUGACGAGACAAGCGAUUUAGGACACCACGAACAGCUAUCAAUAGUUUUAAGGUAUUUUGAUGAUGAGAAAAAAUGUCCAGUGGAGCAGUUUGUAGGUAUGAAAAGAAUAAUGUCAACUGAUUCGCAGACUAUUUUUAAUACAAUAAGUGAUGUUAUCAAUGACUUUGGUAUAAAAUGGGAGUCUGUUUUAUCAAUGUGCUUUGAUGGUGCAGCAACAAUGUCGGGAAGUGUAAACGGAGUUCAAGCUAAAUUCAAAAAGGAAAAUGAUAAAGCGUUCUUUGUUCAUUGCUAUGGACAUUGUCUCAAUUUGAUCUUAGUAGAUUCAGUUGGGAGAGAAAAUAGAAUAACUUUUGAUUUUUUUGGUAACAUUCAGUUGAUCUACUCAUUUAUUGAAGGCAGUUGCACUAGACACGGUAUUUUGGAAACAAUUGCAAAUUCUUUAAACUUAAAACUUAAGACCUUAAAGUCUGUAUCAACAACACGGUGGGCCUGCCGUGCAGAAGCAGUUAGUGCUAUUAAAGAAAACUAUACAGCAUUGUUGGUUGCUAUAAAAGAAAUUUCGGAUAGAACAAAGCAGGCUGAUGUAAGAGCAAAAGCAUUAGGAAUAUUAAAUCAAAUGAAAACCUUUGAAUUUAUAUUUGCAAUGCUUAUGUUAAAUCCUAUUUUAUCCUUAGUUUUAAAAGUAAGUGUGUAUCUACAAUCUUCAAACAUAAAUUUAUUAACUGCUGUUGAACUUGUUACAUCACUGAAACAAUCUUUAAUGUCAUUAAGAAACAAUGAAAAAGAAUUCCAAGACAUUUUUAAAAAAACUGUUCAAAUGUGCAACGAUAAUGAUAUUUUGAUACCCGAUUUGAAAAGAAGAAGAGUUUCAUCUAAAAUUGAUGAAUCUCAUAAAACUCAACAUAUAAUGAAGAAUAAAGAAGAAGAAAUGAAAAUAUCAGUGUUUUUUCCAAUGUUAGAUAGAAUGAUAAGUGAUAUAGAAAUUAGAUUUAAUCAAGAGACUAUUAAUAUGAUAAAGUGUGUUGCGCGUUUGAUAAAACAAGAAGUUACUAAUGAUGAUCUUAUAAAUUUGUCCAAUAUAUUUGUAGUUGAUUUUAAUGAUUUAGAUGCUGAGAUUCGAUUACUUAAAUCAAAUUGCUCAAUCAGUAAAGACAACAUAAAUACAUGCGAUGAUUUAAUAAAAUGGUUGGCUGAUUAUGGAACUGGAAGAGAUAUUAUAUUUCAAAAUAUAUUUAAAAUUCUAAAAGAAUUUGUGACUAUUCCGGUUACAAGCUGUUCCUGUGAAAGAACUUUCUCGAAGUUAAGUUUUAUUAAAACAAAACUUAGGAGCACAAUGCAGCAAGACCGGUUGGAUGCGUUAUUAACAAUAAAAAAAAUGCUUGAAAUUAUAAGAUUAAAUGAUAUAGACUCAAAUCAUAUAGAAGAACUGUUACUUGUGUUUGAUAAACUUGCUAAUCCUUUUUCUAAUAUAAACACUGAACAUCGUCGUUAUAAAACGCUUGAUGAAAUUAGCAUUCUUUUUCGACCACGAUUAGUAGAUAUCGGAUGCAGAUUAAAUGAUAAAAUGAAGAAUGGACGUGUUAUAUUUGAGCCAAAAGUCAUUCAAAUGUCUUUUAUUCCUCUUAGAUCUGUUCUUAAAACAGUUCUACAAUAUUUAAACUUGUUUUAA